UGGACUGAAGUCGCUGAACAUUUGUCCUGGAAAAGCAUUCCACUGCUGGUCAGGCAAGCAUACAGCGGUGUAUUUUCUCAUCAAAAACUUAUUUAAAGAUCUUUUCACAACAUUACAGAGUAUUUUUAGUUUUCUUAGGCAAGUUUUAGUUGACCGUCUUUUCAUUUUAAUGAGAACACAACAGGAUCGCAAGCAUAACAUUCGUUGCGUCACCGGGAGUCAAAACACAAACGUCGGCCAUGGCAGAGGAGCAGGAGGUGAUAAAGCUAGAGCUCCUGUGUAAGCAACUUCAUGAAGCAACAAAUGGAGUUCUGCGGCAGGAGGCAGAGAAGGCCCUGGUGGAGUUCCAAAGUGGUGCUGGGGGAAGUGACACACUUGCUCAGUGUCAGAUGUUACUUGAGAGAGCGCACUCGUCUUAUUCACAGUACCUUGCUACCACAACACUUACUAAGAUGGUCUCCAGGAACCCUUGUACACUCACACUCCAGCAAAGAAUACACAUAAGAAACUAUGUCUUGAACUACCUGGGAACACACCCCAAGCUUGUGCACUACGUCAACCAAGGUCUCGUGGAACUGUUUGCCCGCAUUACCAAACUAGGCUGGUACGACUCGGUUGAUAAAGAUAAAUGGGCCUUCAGAGAUGUGCUUGUGGAUGUUUCACAAUUUCUCAAGGGUCCAAUAGAACAUCGCAUCACAGGCAUCGAACUGCUGACGCAGCUCACGGCAGAGAUGAACCAAAUCAGCGACUCUGACGCUAACAAAUCUCUGACAAAACACCGCAAGAUCGCCUCGUCUUACAGAGACCAGCAUCUGCUCAUCAUAUUUCAGCUGGCAUGCACUCAGCUCCGCUCUGAAACUUAUGAAUCUUAUGAUUUUAGUGAAGAAAACAAACAGAGAUUGAUAUUGCAGCUGCUACAGCUAGCAUUAAAUUGUUUAACGUUUGACUUCAUUGGCACGUCGAUUGAUGACAGCGGAGAAGAUUUUUGUACAGUGCAAAUCCCUACGUCGUGGCGGCAAGCUUUCCUUAACCUCUCGACAGUGCAGCUUUUCUUUGAUAUGUACGCCAAACUGCCGUCGUCCCUAGCCUCUAGGUGUAUAUCAGUGCUGGUUCAAAUAGCUUCGUUGAGACGCACCUUCUUCAGUAAUGACGAGAGGAUCAAGUUCCUGAGCUGCCUUGUCGUGGGCGUCAAGAGCAUCCUGCUCAACCCUCAGAGUUUGAGCGACCCUACAAACUACCACGAGUUUUGCCGUCUGUUGUUGCGGCUGAAGAGCAAUUAUCAGCUGGGUGAGCUGGUGAUGGUUGCUGAGUACGCUGCCACUGUUGAACUUAUCGCCAAAUUCACCGUGGACUCGCUGAGUACCUGGCAGUUCGCUCCCAACAGCGUGCACUAUCUGCUGUCCUUGUGGCAGCGGAUGGUCGGGUCUGUGCCAUACAUGAAAGUGAGCGAGCCCCAUCUGCUGGACCGCUACACGCCGGAGGUGUUCCGUGCCUACGUCGUGUCGCGUCUCGAGAGCGUCAGUGUGGUGCUACGGGAUGGCUGUGAUGACCCACUGGAGGACCUCACUGUGGUCAACCAGCAGCUCGAUCAGCUGUCAACGAUCGGUCGGUGCGAGUACGCGAAGACAUGUGCGAUGUUAGUGCAGCUGUUCGAGCAGACAGCGAGCCGCUACCAGGAGCUCAUCAGCGUCAAGCACAACAACGGCGUCAACAACUCUCAGCCUCACUCACACGCUCUGCAGCAGAUCACUGUCUUGGAGGGUCAGCUGACGUGGCUCGUGUACAUGAUCGGCUCGGUGUUGGGCGGGAGAAUCUCCUUCAACACGAGCGAGGAGCACGAUGCUAUGGACGGAGAACUGGUUUGCAGGGUUCUACAGCUGAUGAACUUGACAGACUCCUGCCUGAUGCAAGGGGAUGGCUGCGAGCGGCUCGAAAUAGCAACAAUAUCUUUCUUCGAUCAGUUCCGCAAGAUCUAUGUUGGUGAUCAGGUGCACAAGUUCUCAAAGUUCUACAGGAGACUCAGCGAGAUCCUGGGUCUCAAUGAUGAGACCAUGGUUCUUGCUGUAUUUGUAAGAAAAAUAAUAAUCAACUUAAAGUAUUGGGGGCACUCAGAGCUUCUCCUCAACCGCACCCUGACUCUGUUGUCUGAGCUCUCAAUUGGCUACAACAGCGUCCGAAAACUUGUUAAACUCGAGGAAAUGCAGUUCAUGCUCAACAACCACACUAGUGAGCACUUCUCAUUCCUGGGGAAGAGCGUGAGCGUGAAGGAGAUGAGGAGCCGUACGCUCUUCUACUCGUCCAUGGGCCGCCUGCUCAUGCUCGAGCUCGGCGAAGAUGAGGACAAAUUCAUUCAGUUCAUGGCGCCACUCACGUCAUCCUUCGACCACUUGGGAGGGCUGCUAACCCAGGCAGAAUCUCCAAUGUUUCAAGCAGAAGACGCCAAGAAAUGCCUCAUAGGCCUGGCCAGGGACAUACGAGGGCUUGCCAACGCCUUCACAACCAAGACGUCCUACAUGCUGCUAUUCGACUGGAUUUACCCCACAUACUCGGGUAUUUUCAUCCGCGGUCUGGAGAUAUGGAGCCACGACCCUGAAGUCACAACACCAGUCUUGAAACUGUUUGCUGAGCUCGUACAAAACAAGAGCCAGAGACUUGUUUUUGACGUGGCUUCCCCUAACGGCAUCUUGCUCUUCAGAGAAGCUAGCAAAGUCAUAGUGACUUACGGGAGCAGGAUCCUGACUCGCACCAACUCCAUCCCCAAGGAGCAGGUGUACGCGUUGCGGCUGAAGGGCAUCAGCGUGUGCUUCUCAAUGCUCAAGUCUGCCUUGUGUGGCAACUACGUCAACUUUGGAGUCUUUAGGCUCUAUGGCGACGAGGCUCUCGACUCUGCCUUACAUACCUUCAUUAAACUGCUGCUCUCCAUACCUCAGGAAGACCUCAUGGUUUACCCUAAGCUGUCGCAGACAUACUACGUUCUCCUGGAAUGUCUUGCUCAAGAUCACAUGAACUUCCUCGCUACCCUCGAGCCCAACGUAUUCCUGUACAUCCUCUCAUCCAUAUCUGAGGGACUCACUGCCAUCGACACCUCGGUGUGCAGUGGCUGCUGCGCCACGCUCGACUACCUCGUCACUCACCUCUUCAAACAGCUCAACAAUAAAGGAGGCAAGAAAGUUGUGGGGGUUGAUGUGGAGAACGACGCACUGGUGCGCGUGAUGAAGCAUCAGCCGCAGAUAUUCCAUCAGAUGCUGGGAACGGUACUGAACAUAAUCAUGUUUGAGGACUGCCGUAACCAAUGGAGCAUGUCGCGCCCUCUGCUGCCUCUCAUACUCCUCAAUAAUGAGUACUUUGGUCAGCUUCGUCAGCAAAUAAUAAGUCAGCAGGCAGCAGACAAGCAGAGCGUCAUGGCUCAGUGGUUUGAUAAUUUAAUGGACGGCAUCCAGCCUAACCUGCUCACCAAGAACAGGGACAAGUUCACGCAGAAUCUUUCUGUGUUUCGACGAGACAUAAACGACUCGCUAAAAGACGCCGUGUCAGGCUUGGCAACGAACAACAGUGAGAUGAUGACUACGUGACACCAAUGCCAUCAUCAAACCCGUCAUCACCACCACCAUCACCUGCAUUGUGGGAAGUUCGCUCCUUGUUUUCUUCGCUGGUCACUUAGAAUACUCUACGGAGGGUCCACUUGUACUUGUUUUGUACUUGUUUACUCGAAUUUAUACUAGAAUUUGCUUCAGAGCUUUCGUUUGGAGGAGACUGCGUACGAAUUUCACAUUUUUUAUGCAAUUUAUUUGCAUGAAAUCUGAGCUGCAUUUGAUUUUAUCUUGUGUGCUCUUGAUUAUUUUCACGACGUGUGACGCUCGUCUAUUGAUUAACUCGAAGACAAUUCCCCUUCAAAAGUAGUUUCGUUUUCACAUGAUUAAAGUGCUCUCAAUUCGACCUAGGAGCUUCCUUGAUUUUUCUCAUCAGUGCUCGUGGUCUGCUAUUAGUUUUUUUUUUUCUUUCAUAAGAUAUUAUUUUGAAGAAUUGAUUGUUAGCUGGUGUAUGAUGUAAUUUGUGUUAGGGAGGACGCGAAAAUUCUUUGGUUAUAUUUUUUCAGUACCCAGAUGAUUUUCAUAUUAAGGCUUAGUUUUCGUACUACGUAUGUUCAAGACUUUCCAUGAUGUUAGGUAAUUUGUUGAUGAUGGUUGGUAGCUAGACUAUUCUGUAUACAAACUCGAUUGUAAAUUAGAAAUUUGAGUCAUUUGUACCUAGUCGCUCAUGUGUUGAUCUCUUGUU
Molecule: messenger RNA, 4275 nt
Organism: Hyalella azteca
Lineage: Eukaryota; Metazoa; Arthropoda; Malacostraca; Amphipoda; Hyalellidae
Gene: Ranbp16
Product: exportin-7
Exons: 21
Coding region: 240-3572 (1110 amino acids)
Biological process (GO): protein export from nucleus
Cellular component (GO): nuclear pore; cytoplasm
Molecular function (GO): nuclear export signal receptor activity; small GTPase binding
Source: RefSeq, a predicted model, not a curated record